Molecule: messenger RNA, 2148 nt
Organism: Cladocopium goreaui
Lineage: Eukaryota; Dinophyceae; Suessiales; Symbiodiniaceae
Source: the annotation of a GenBank genome assembly
AUGAGGGGAGUGAAGCGGUCGCACGAGCGAGUGCCGGCAGAGGAGGAGUUGGCCAACUUCGCUGAAGAAUUUCACACGGGUUGCAUCGAGUACAGCCAAAUUUCGCUGACGACGCUCCGUCACCUUUGCAAACGCUUGGCCAUCCCAUGCUACGGCGCUAGAGAUAAAGUCUUGGAUCGCUUGAAAGCCCACCAGCGUCAGGUCACAGGGCCUCAUGAAGACCCCGAAAGUGCUGUGGAUCAUGUGGAGCAUGGCCCUGUGCCACGCGAGCUUGUUGAGAUGGAAGUCAAAAUGCCUCAUUUUGCUGAUAUCUUCCACCGCCACCUCCAGAGUCAAAAUGUGAUUCUUGAAAGAACUGUGCCAACUUGUCCAAAGCCUCCGCAACGGGGACCACUUCAGCACUUGAAUCAACUGGAGCAAGGGCAGCCGAUUUGGGCUUUACUGUUGCGCCGCGAUGUCGCAACACUUGUGACUUUGUUCCAGGUGCUGCAAGCGAAGGGCCUCAAUCGCCUGACAGCUUUGCUUAUCGUUGCCUUGUUGCACGUACUAUACCACGGGCAAAGCAUCGCUUACUUUGCGAGCCUCUUGCUUGCCCACCCUGACCUGUUCUCGGUGUCAGUGGCAGAUUUCAAUCUUCGCACAGCAGCGGCACGUCGCUUCUUGACAGCAGUGGAGCAGAGCGUGGACGCUACCCUGGAGUUUUUUUCCACCUUACGCAUGGCACGCGGGGCACUGGUCAAAGCCGGCGAAGAGAGGGUGAAGGAGUUUUGCAAGACCCACCAGAUUAAGCUGCUGAUGCCAUGCCGCAACCCAUCCAAAUGGAAUAGUUUGGCCUCGCGCUCACUAGCUGAGGUUGUCAAGGACAUUGAGCAGGGGUCGCUCCCGAAGUGCUUGGAUGCGUUCUGCAGCUUGACGGAACUCUGCUACAAAGAAGCUUUGGAUAUACUCCGAGCAGGCAACAUGAAGUACUACAAUGGAAGAAAUGGGAGCUAUGAGUCAAUUCACUUUGUCCGAAUCUUGGGCCAGGUGUUGAAGCUGCAAUGCCAAGAUAGUGCAGCUUGCUGGCGGCGGCUUUGCCUGAUGGGUGACGGUGUGAAGCGCCACAACCUUGAUCACGCUGGCGCCAUCAAGUUGAGAGAUCAGAUCCGGAAAUUCACCAGGCACCCUGCAUAUCACUUAGACGAUCUAGCUUGUUACCUCUGCCUUCAAAAACGUAGUUGCCGGCUCGCAGAGGAGGCAUACCAAAGAUCCGAAGCGGACAAUGACAAGGAUGUCCGUUGGACGAAGAUCCAGGCUAUGGAGGGAUCCGCUGAUGUAGAGACGGAAAAGGGCCGUGACGGAAAAUGGUUUCUCACGCUGGAUUGCUCAAGCACGAGAAUUCGCUUUGAGCUUCAGAACUUUAAAGUGGAAGCAGAUGUGAGGUUUGCAUGCAAGGCUGAAGAGAAGUUCUUUGUGGACUGCACCACUCAGUCACUGAGGGGCAAGCAUCACCUGCACUCACUCCUGAUGGCUGCUGGCGGGCCAAAGAGAAGUAAACCUCUGGGCCUUUGCUUCCGCUACUCACAGAGUACAGAGUUGCAGUACAAAAUGAAAGGAACAGAACUGAUGCACUUUGCAAAAGGCUGGGAGAGGUGGAAACUAUUGGAACUUUUGCCUUUGCUGCGAAUCCUGGGUGGUUUGGGAGCAUCGCAGCAUCGCAGGCUAAAGAGCGAGGCUAAGAAGUUGCGGCGGAUUAGGAUUGAGCCGAGGCUUCCCGACGCGCGCAGAAUCGUUGCAGACUGGCUCAAGCACUUGUCAAUUCUGUUGACUGCAGCAUUCCCCUGUGAGGUGAUCGACUUAGCAGGUUCCAUUGACACCUGUGCUGAAAAGGCAGCAUCAACUCUUGAACUGCCAAUGCUCUUGAGUGCCGUGUUCCGCUGUGGGGGGACCAAACUUGCAACCAGAUACCAGAUGAUCAAUCGAGACGAGAGCUCCAAAGGGUUUGCAUGCAAGGCUGAAGAGAAGUUCUUUGUGGAAACCUUGAUUGAUGAUGCAGCGGUUUUAAACAAAGUAUUGCCGAAGUUUCUGAAGGAGCGGAUGCCGAAGCAGCUCCAGGGGGUGCAGGUGGCUCACCUGAUUGAGCCUGGCGGGCACCGGUGGAACGGCUGA